GCCUUUAUAACUGUUCUCAUGUCUGCCCCUGUGUUCAGCUCCAGUACAUACCAGUCAGUCGGCCGGACUGUGGGUGUCAGAUACACGCAGGGAAACUGGGAAGGUGAACUGGGCAUCGACCGCGUCUCUAUCCCCAACGGCCCCAACGGGACCUUCAUCAUCAACAUCGCUGCCAUCCUGUCCUCCGAAGGCUUCUUCCUCCCCGGGAUCAACUGGCAGGGCAUCCUGGGUCUGGCUUACCCCAUGCUGGCACGGCCUGACUCGUCCGUGGAGCCUUUCUUCGACUCCUUGGUGCAGCAGCUGGGAAUCCCAGACAUCUUCUCCCUCCAGAUGUGCGGUGCUGGGCUGUCAGCCAGCAGCACAGCGGACCCCAUAGGAGGCAGUCUUAUCAUAGGCGGGGCUGAGCCGGCUCUGUAUCAGGGGUCCGUGUGGUACACCCCCAUCGUAGAGGAGUGGUACUAUCAGGUGGAGGUUUUGAAGCUGGAGGUGGGCGACCAGAAUCUGGACCUGGACUGCAGAGAGUACAACACGGACAAAGCUAUAGUCGACAGCGGGACGACACUGCUCCGUCUUCCUGUCAACGUCUUCAACGCGGUGGUAGACGCCAUCACACGCACCUCUCUGAUCCAGGACUUUUCAUCAGGGUUCUGGGAUGGCAGAAAGUAUGCGUGCUGGUUGAAGGGAGAGACGCCCUGGAGGUUUUUCCCCAAACUAUCCAUCUACCUGAGGGCCACGAACACCAGCCAGUCCUUCCGCAUCACCAUCCUGCCUCAGCUGUACAUCCAGCCAAUCACAGACGUGGACGGCACGUUGGACUGCUUUCGUUUCGGACUGUCGUCGUCAGCCAAUGGCCUGGUGAUCGGUGCCACCGUUAUGGAGGGCUUCUACGUGGUGUUUGACCGAGCCCAGCGGAGAGUGGGCUUCGCUCUCAGUAACUGUGCAGUGAGCGGGGGGGUGGCCCUCUCAGAGAUCGCGGGGCCCUUCUCAGCAGCAGACGUGGCGUCUAACUGCUCCGUGGGGCCUCAGAAGGAGCCCCUCCUCUGGAUGAUCUCCUACGCCCUGAUGGCGGUGUGCGCGGUGAUCCUGGUGGUGCUGCUGCUGCUGCUGGUGCUGCCCUGCCGCUGCAGAGCGCGCUCCGGGGAGAUCACCGACGAGUCCUCGCUGGUCCGACACCGCAUCAAGUGACUGAGAGGGAACGGGCCGAGGAGCAGCGAGCAACACACACAAUCCACGGAGGCGGAGAAAGUUGUGACGCUCGCCGCCGAAAGCCUGACUGACACUAAACUGCACUCUUCAGUUUUACCCCAUGGAGGUACACACAGACAGAUAAACUGACCCCUGAUGGGAAAAUCCAUCACAAAAACAUUGUCUUAAAAACAUUGCCUAAAAACAGCUGUUGUGGUCUUCAUGGUUCAAAUGUUUUCUUUGAUGGUGCCUCUUUCUUGUUCUCACAACACGUCAUAUGUGACAAAGAAAAUAUGCAAUUUCCACAGCGACUGCAGCUUUAAAAGUUCAUAACGUUUGUAGCUACAGGACAGUUUUUACUGAUGGGUAUGAGUUGCUUUUUCUCACCUGGAAACUCUUGUUUGCUCUCAGUAUUGCAACUACACGGACUCAAUUUGAGUGCAGUUUGAAAGAGCACUAAAAUCAAAUUCAUGCUUUUUUUUCUUGAGACCUCUCAAAAGGUAUUCUGGGAAAUGUAGGACAUCUUCCUCACAGACAAUCACAAGAUGCUUACCAACAAUUGAUGCAUUUUGAACAAUUUUAUAACUACUGAUUUUGUCUCUCUAGGCAAACAGUGUUUUGUUCAUGUCUAAAUGCAACAAUGUGCCUUCUCAGUCUGAUUUACUACAGUGUGUGAUCAAUGAAGGAAUGCUUCUGGUGCCUUCUUA
This is a messenger RNA of Notothenia coriiceps (black rockcod), 1892 nucleotides long. It is a transcript of the gene bace2, whose product is annotated as beta-secretase 2. Gene Ontology annotation, biological process: membrane protein ectodomain proteolysis; amyloid-beta metabolic process. The annotation marks the transcript as partial. Gene Ontology annotation, cellular component: trans-Golgi network; plasma membrane; endosome. The transcript is spliced from 7 exons. Lineage: Eukaryota; Metazoa; Chordata; Actinopteri; Perciformes; Nototheniidae. The record is from RefSeq and is a predicted model, not a curated record. Gene Ontology annotation, molecular function: aspartic-type endopeptidase activity.